CCUGUUAAAUCAAAAUCAAAAUACAAAAUCCUCGCCAGUCCCCCACCCACUACCCACCCGCCGGCAGGUACCGUCCUCCGGCAACCAUGGCAGAUGACGACCAGCGGGUUUUAGAUCUAGUCAAAGAGCUAGUCCACCGUUUACUGUACACCUCCCCGCAGUCUUCCACCUCCUCCGACUCUAACCCUAACCCUAGCCCCUCGGAGCAACAGUACCAGCAAGCAUUCAAGUAUGCGGUUCGCAUCCUCUCGAGUCGCAUGACUCCUACCAUCGCCGUCGACGAGGCCUCCAUGGCUGAGUCCAUCAAGCGACAGUUGGCCACUCAGGGUAAGUCAUCCGAAGCCCUCACUUUCGCUGAUUUAUAUUCCAAAUUUUCGUCCAAAACCGGCCCUGGAAGUGUUAAGAACAAGUGGGCCCUGCUUUAUUUGAUCAAAACCAUCUCCGAAGAUCGUAAGGCCCGAAAAAGCCAGCCCCUCUCUGGGGUGUCAGUUGGGGUUUUCAGCUCCGCUGUGAAUGGGGGAUUACCCGUGUUGUUUGAUGGGCAAUCAAACGGUUAUUCUCGAGUUGGAAAUGGUGCUUCAAAGUCUCUUGGUACAUUGGAUAAUUCUGAAACUUUGAGGGCUUUGGAUGGAAAUUUGGGAUAUUCAACAAAUGUAGGAAAAGUAGAGAAGUUUUCUGUUGAUGGUGCUAUGAGUGACGAGUUCCGGAAUUUAAGGCGUCCGAGCGAUAAUUCAAGGGGUAUGAGAGGCAGAGAGAACACAGAGAAGGGUUGGCAUGGAGGGGUUCUAAUGGUUUCAAAGGAUCCGGAGAAUUUGCGUGAUAUGGCAUAUCGGGAGUUUGCAAACUUGUUGAAAGAGGAGAAUGAGGUGUCCGAGGAGGUUUUGGUGCGGGAUAUAUUGUAUGCUUGUCAAGGGAUAGAUGGGAAGUAUGUGAAGUUUGAUACUAAUGCUGAUGGGUAUGUUCUGCCAGAUUUGGUAAAAGUUCCAAGGACAACCAGGAUUAUGGUUAGGAAGCUCUGUGAGCUCGGGUGGUUGUUUAAGAAAGUUAAUGGGUAUAGUUCAGAGAGUAUGGAUAGGUUCCCUGCAGAGGAUGUAGGCACUGUUGGACAAGCAUUUUGUGCUGUGUUGCAAGAUGAGCUUUCAGAAUAUUUCAAACUGUUGUCAGUGCUUGAAUCUCAAGCAAUGAAUCCCAUGCCUCUGGUUUCAGAAAAUGCAAAUUCAGGGAAUUAUUUGUCACUGAGAAGACUAUCAGUUUGGUUUGCAGAGCCAAUGGUGAAGAUGAGAUUAAUGGCAGUCUUGGUUGAUAGCUGUAAGGUUUUAAAAGGUGGAGCUAUGGCUGGGGCAAUUCAUAUGCAUGCUCAGCAUGGAGAUCCACUUGUAAAGGAUUUCAUGAAAAGAUUACUCCAUCGGGUUUGUUCCCCUCUUUUUGAGAUGGUAAGGACAUGGGUUCUUGAAGGGGAACUUGAAGAUAUAUUUGCAGAGUUUUUCAUUGUUAGUCAACCUGUUAAAGCUGAGUCCCUUUGGAGGGAGGGUUACCGCCUUCAUACUGCGAUGCUUCCUUCCUUUAUCUCUCCGUCUCUUGCUCAACAAAUUUUAAGGACUGGGAAGUCUAUAAAUUUCCUUCGAGUUUGUUGUGAGGAUCGUGGUUGGGCUGAUGCAGCAAUGGAAGCAGCAGCAGCAGCUGGCACCACAACUACUAGAGGUAGUCUCAAGUACGGUGAGACAGAUGCACUUGAAUCUUUGGUCACUGAAGCAGCAAAAAGAAUAGACAAGCAUUUACUGGAUGUUAUUUACAAAAGGUACAAGUUCAAGGAACAUUGCUUUGCAAUUAAGCGAUACUUGCUACUUGGCCAAGGUGAUUUUGUGCAAUAUCUAAUGGAUAUUGUUGGCCCUGAGCUAUCUGAACCUGCCAACACAAUCAGUGCGUUCAAGCUGGCAGGCUUAUUGGAAAGUGCAAUCAGAUCAUCCAAUGCGCAGUAUGAUGAUAGGGAUAUACUGGAUAGACUGAGGGUUAAGAUGAUGCCUCAUAACCCAGGUGACAGAGGGUGGGAUGUAUUUUCGUUGGAAUAUGAUGCUAGAGUUCCUCUAAACACUAUUUUGUCAGAGUCUGUUAUGGCAAGGUAUUUAAGAAUCUUCAAUUUCUUGUGGAGGCUCAAAAGGGUGGAGCAUGCACUUACUGGCGCUUGGAAGACAAUGAAGCCAAACUGCAUCACUUCCCAUUUCUUCUCUAAGCUGCCGCAAGCUGUUAAGUUGCAGUUGCUUUUAACAUCAAGGAAGUGCCAAGUUUUGUGGGAUGAGAUGAAUCACUUUGUUUCUAAUUUGCAGUACUACAUAAUGUUCGAAGUUCUGGAGGUAUCUUGGUCUAACUUACUCAGAGAAAUGGAGCUAGCCAAAGACCUUGAUGAUCUACUUGCUGCACAUGAAAAAUAUCUAUUUUCUAUAGUUGAGAAGUCUAUGCUUGGAGAACGGUCCCAAGCUCUUAACAAGACACUUUUUGUGUUACUUGACCUCAUACUACGAUCCCGGAGUCACGUUGAUAGAUUAUAUGAAGGCAUUAAUGAAUUGCAAUCUAGAUCUGCAGAAUCAUCUCUGACGUCUCAGGACCGAGUCAAAUCACGAGGAAAGUCAAGUACUAAAUCUUCGGAACCAGGUUCAUGGCUUGGUGAGGGUAGGAAGGCUCUUACUAACCGUGUUGGUGAGUUUCUUCAAAACAUAGGACAAGAUAUUGAUGCAAUUACGAAGGAAUAUUCAUCCCUCUUUGAGGGGUUCAUUUCACAAUUGCCUGUGCAACAGCACAUCGAUUUGAAGUUCCUUAUGUUCCGACUUGACUUCACUGAAUUUUAUAGUCAUCUGCGUGGUAAUAUAGGAGAGAAGCUUCCAUAGUUUCUCAUUAAGUACAGAACAUGCACUGACAUUUAACCACUUCAACAUCUUCCAUUCAUCAAUUGCUAAGUGACACACGAUCCAUCUCUUUCUCUAUGCUACCUUCCUGCUCUACCCCUUUGCCUUUGGGUACUGGGUGCAAUGGCUUAUCUUCAUCUGCUGCCUAACAAUUGCCGAGUUAUCCUUAGCCUUUAGGUACUGUAUGCAAUGGCUUCAUGUCAUUACUCUUGAGGUUUUCAAAUUUCUUUUUACUGUUUUACGAGUUCCUAGAUAGGCUGGCAGGUUUAUGUAUGGCUUUUGUUCAAUUGGUUUGUUGGAUAUUUUUGGCUCUACCAAGAUUUAGUAUGAGCUUGUUUAUCUGUAAUAUAUUUUUGUUUAGCCAGGUGAGUUAAUUGUGUUUGGCUGCCAAAUUGGCUUUUGUGGUUUCAUGUAUUGGCCUGAAGAUGAGAAAUAAAUGGUGUUUUGUUUUCA
Ipomoea nil (Japanese morning glory) is the source of this 3353-nucleotide messenger RNA. RefSeq names its product gamma-tubulin complex component 3. Gene Ontology annotation, biological process: meiotic cell cycle; cytoplasmic microtubule organization; spindle assembly. Lineage: Eukaryota; Viridiplantae; Streptophyta; Magnoliopsida; Solanales; Convolvulaceae. Gene Ontology annotation, molecular function: gamma-tubulin binding; microtubule minus-end binding. Gene Ontology annotation, cellular component: spindle pole; centrosome; gamma-tubulin small complex. The record is from RefSeq and is a predicted model, not a curated record. The coding region runs from base 87 to 2882 and encodes 931 amino acids. The transcript has 2 exons.